AGUGUGUGCGCGCGGGGGGGGUGAUCCAAUGGGUGCUGCAAAACGCUGCUAGUGCUAACACUGUAAUUCAACACAGCAGGGCAACGGCAUCGCCAAGACGAAAACCCGCCACCACCCCAUUUGCAAGAACAGUAGAGCCCCGGAAGACAAUAGCAGGAAUGUCUGAAGUAAGUAUUGAGACUGAAGGUGGAAAGGUUCAAGCUGAGGAUCCUCAGAAGGCAAAUGAGGAGAUUGCGAUGGCUGAGGAAUCCCCAAGAAAUACUGCAGCUGAAAUUUCAGUGACCAGUAAUGGUGAUGCUGACGAAAUGCAUGAAGAUAUUUUCCAAAGGGAUUUGACUCACAGCAUGCCUGGAGGCUUGAAUUUGUCAGAAACGCACAUCACUUCCAGUAACUAUGGAGCGACAACAGAGGGAAUCAUAGAAUCAGGACCAUAUAAAGGAUCUACAAGUCAGCCCCAGUCACCUGUUGUCUCUCCCAGCAGUAUUGUGGCUAGCAGACUGGCCAGAUCAGCCUCCGAUAUUCCUAGUGAGAAAGGCAUGAUGAAAGUGCAGCCUAAAAGUGGACCCGUAGUUGUCUCCGAUGAGGUCAAGAAUCCUGCCAUUGAGAAGCUGGAUCUGGUGCGAAAAUGGAGCAUCAACACUUACAAAUGUACGAGGCAGAUCCUGUCGGAGAAGCUGGGCCGAGGGUCUAAGACUGUGGACUUGGAACUAGAGGCUCAGAUAGAAAUUCUCCGGGAUAACAAGAGGAAGUAUGAGCAGGUCAUAAAGCUGGCGCAGACGCUGGCAACACAGCUCUUCCAAAUAGUGCAGACUCAGAGGCAACUGGGAGAUGCUUUCGCAGACCUCAGCUUAAAAUCUCCAGAGCUCCACGAGGAAUUUGGUUUCAACGCUGACACUCAAAAACUAUUGUCCAAAAAUGGAGAGACACUAUUGGGGGCCAUUAACUUCUUCAUUUCCAGUGUGAACACCUUGGUAAACAAAACCAUUGAAGACACCUUGAUCAACAUAAAACAAUACGAAAAUGCCAGGGUUGAGUAUGACGCCUAUCGCACAGACUUAGAGGAGCUGAACCUGGGCCCCCGGGAUUCUACUACUGUUCCAAAGAUCGAGCAAUCUCAGCAACUGUUCCAGAUCCACAGGGAGAAAUACGAAAAGAUGCGCAAUGAUGUUGCGGUCAAACUAAAAUUCCUAGAGGAGAAUAAGGUUAAGGUAUUACACAACCAACUUGUCCUCUUCCACAAUGCUAUAGCUGCCUACUAUGCAGGAAACCAGCAACAGCUUGAACAGACGCUCAAACAGUUCCACAUUAAGUUGAAAAGUCCUGGUGCAGACUCUCCAUCCUGGCUAGAGGAGCAUUAAUUCCAUGGGAGUAGUACAAUGCCCAAUGCCAGGGAGCAUCCAGGAACAGUCAAAAAAGGCAUUAACAUUGAUUCUGAAUAAUAAAUAUAUGGUGAUUUUCCCUUUUCUUCUUUUGUAGGAUUUCAAACUUUAAGACAAAAAAUAUUUAUGAAAUCAAACCUUUUUCUGUGCACUUCCAUUUUUAUAUCUUGUGAGUUUAAUCUCAGCUGAGGAGACACAUAUCCCAUUUUUGGUUUUCUGAUGACUGAAGUUUGCACUCAAAUUUUUAUUUCAGGAAUUAGAUAAAUCACUUGGUGCUGAUAAAGACAAAUGUGUUUUUUUAACUUACCACAUGAUGAUGGAUAACAGAUGAUAAUAUUCAACAGGUAUUAUAAAAAUCUUUAUCAAAUAUAGUACGGUGGAGUUUGUACUUUUCAGCAGAUGAACUGACUUUAGUUCAUAUCAAAAGACAGCACAACUAUCAUGUUCGUGUCUCCUCUGAUGAGGGUCCAACUUGCAGCUACUACUAUGCUUUGUUAGAAGAGUAUUUUGUUGGUUAUCUCAUUCUUAUUCUUUUUGUGAGAAAGUACUGAUAAAAACACAAAAUACAGUUCUUGGAAUUUUUGAAUGGAAGAAGGACUAGCCUUAAUGUGCAACUGUGUGCCUUUUUUAUACAAGUACCUUCACUUCCAUUGUUAGAAAAACUAGCAGGUAAUUUGCACUGCCACUGUUUUUAAUCACUUUCCUUAAGGACACCCUGGAUAGUGGAAGGACCAAAAAAAAAACAAAGACCAGCAUUUACUAUUAUAACAUUAACAAUCAGUUUUCGACUUUAACGUUCUCCUGUUUUCCAUAUCACACUUCAUGCACAUUGAAACUAAUGAAGAUAAACUUUGUUAAAUAUUGUAAACCAAAAUGCAUUGCGUUCAAAACUAUUUGUAUUUAGGAAAGAUAAUAUCCCUUGCCUGUGCUGCUCAUGUGUGGGGUUUGUUCUGUUGUUUUUGAAGCAAAACAGUGUACAGAUGUGUACAAACUUCUGAAACGUUUUUCAUUUUGUCAGAUUCGUGUUCCUUAUGGCAGUGUAUAAGCAACUUGUGUACAUUUACCUAAUGUUUACUAACAGAACUAUAUAAAUAUAUAUUUGUAAUUUCCCACAUUUGUGACAGAUAUAUUUAGACACAUUUACUCUUGGGCGUUUUGUUUUCUCAUUCCAUUACUUGCUGAGUGUAUCUGUGUAAUUAAGAAAAAUUGCUAAUUAAAGGAGUUGACUGCAAUAUGGGCUUCUGAAUGUCGUGUAACAUCUUGAAAAACAAAAAAUUAAAAACCAUUGUUUCUUCUAA
Molecule: messenger RNA, 2677 nt
Organism: Lepisosteus oculatus (spotted gar)
Lineage: Eukaryota; Metazoa; Chordata; Actinopteri; Semionotiformes; Lepisosteidae
Gene: arfip1
Product: ADP-ribosylation factor interacting protein 1 (arfaptin 1)
Biological process (GO): regulation of Arp2/3 complex-mediated actin nucleation; intracellular protein transport
Cellular component (GO): trans-Golgi network membrane
Molecular function (GO): phospholipid binding; protein domain specific binding
Source: RefSeq, a predicted model, not a curated record